GUAAUCUUCUGAACACAAUAGCCGGGCUGUAAUCUGCCACAUAUAUAUAUAUAUAUAUAUAUAUAUUAUAUAUAUAUGUAUAUAUAGAAGAGAGAGGAGCAAGGUUAGUAACAAGAAGGGGAAAAGGACAGCAGUGCCAGUAGUUAAUGGCCAGUGAGGACGAAUCGGCAGUCCGAAUUUUUCACGCGGUGGAGAUAAGCAGCGGAUUCCGUGACGAUGACGCGAGGAUGCCGGCCCCAUCUCUGGCGUUCUCCUCCAAUUUCUCCUUCCUCUUUUCCUCCUCUCUCUCUCUGCUUUUGGGCAUUCAAGCACGAGGAAAAGCCUAUGGCACGGAAUUGAAGUCCUGCUUAGAGGGAAGGAACAGAAACUACAGCUUGCUCCGUGUAUCCGCCGCGCCCAACUUGGGGGCGCAUGGGCGUGACGGAAAGAGUGACUACGCCAGGGAGAUACUGUCACUGGCACAGCACCCGGACACGGUGCGGCGGAUCAAGGGGCUGAGACGGAGGAUACAUGAGAGCCCGGAGCUGGCGUACGAAGAGUUCGAGACGAGUAGGCUCAUCAGGGAGGAGCUCGACAGGAUGGGAGUGGACUACCGGUGGCCGCUGGCGGAGACAGGCGUCGUGGCGACCAUCGGGACCGGCGGCCCGCCCUUUGUUGGUCUCAGAGCGGACAUGGAUGCGCUGCCGAUUCAGGAGGCUGUUGAUUGGGAGCACAAAAGCAAGGUUGCAGGCAAAAUGCAUGCUUGUGGGCAUGAUGCACACGUAGCAAUGCUUCUCGGAGCUGCAGAUAUAUUGAAGAAGCGGGAGCAUCAUCUGCAGGGAACGGCUGUACUUCUUUUCCAGCCUGCUGAAGAAGCAGGUAUAGGUGCUAAACGCAUGAUUGAGGAUGGUGCGCUUGAAAAUGUAGAGGCUAUAUUUGCUGUUCAUGUGUCACACCAGCAUCCUACUGCUGUAAUUGGAUCCAGGCCUGGGCCAUUACUUGCUGGCUGUGGAUUCUUUAGAGCAGUCAUCACAGGAAAAGGUGGUCAUGCGGGUAUUCCACAUCAUUCGAUUGACCCUGUUUUAGCUGCAUCUUCUGCAGUAAUUAGCUUGCAAAGCCUUGUCUCUCGUGAAGCAAAUCCUCUGGAUGCACAGGUUGUCUCAGUGGCAUCGUUUGAAGGAGGUGACAGCCUCAACAUAAUUCCUGACUCUGUUAUUUUAGGAGGCACUUUCCGGGCAUUUUCCAGUGAAAGCUUCUAUAAUCUCCGGCAUAGGAUUGAAAAGGUAAUUGUAGGGCAGGCUGAGGUGUACAGAUGCACAGCAGUUGUGGAUUUCUUUGAGAAAGAAGGAAGGAUAUAUCCUCCAACAGUCAAUGACAUCAGUAUGGAUCGACAUGUUAGGAAUGUGGCCGCUGACAUAGUGGGUCCUGAGAAAUAUAAGGUGGUGCUUCCCAUGAUGGGAGCUGAAGACUUCUCUUUUUACUCGGAGGUGAUUCCAGCAGCUUUUUAUUACAUAGGCAUAAGGAAUGAGACACUGGGUUCAACUCAUUCUGGUCAUUCACCAUAUUUUACCAUUGAUGAAGAUGCACUCCCAAUUGGUGCUGCUUUUCAUGCUGCAAUAGCUGAAAAAUACUUGGAUGAGCACGCAUAAUGCUGCGAUUUUGCAAUGCUUCUAUUGGUUGGAGAUCUUCUGAGAGCUUGAAAAUGACUAACAUGGGAAAGAAAAAUGGCGAAGAUGGUAUGAUUUUAUACCAGCUUGUUAAAAAGUUUUGUGAAUAUUAUUUCUGGUGGGUUAUUUCACCAGUAUUCCUGGCUGUAUUAUGGUUCUUUUGCUUAUGAAUUGUUAAUAUGAACGCCACCUCUUCGACCUACUUGAGGGAGCAAGCUUUCAUGGCAUCUUUCUGCCAACAAGCAUUUGGCUUGUUAAUCCUCGAUAUCUCAUAUUGGGCAUCUGAACAUGGGAAAUGAUGUUGGAGAAGCAACUGCAGACCUUCACGCUCACUGUAUUCCCUAUUCUAGUGUGAUGAAGAAACUAUGAACUAACGCUUGUUAUCCCAACUUCAUGGGAUCUUGUUCACUGGCUCAUGUCCACUGACAUUGUAUAUUGAAAAGUUUCCAUUUUGUAUAAAAAUUUUGUUUUUCAUUCUAA
Messenger RNA from Nymphaea colorata (pocket water lily), 2126 nucleotides. Its product is annotated as IAA-amino acid hydrolase ILR1-like 6. The transcript is spliced from 6 exons. Gene Ontology annotation, molecular function: IAA-Ala conjugate hydrolase activity. Gene Ontology annotation, cellular component: endoplasmic reticulum. Gene Ontology annotation, biological process: jasmonic acid metabolic process; auxin metabolic process. Bases 147 to 1628 code for a protein of 493 amino acids. Lineage: Eukaryota; Viridiplantae; Streptophyta; Magnoliopsida; Nymphaeales; Nymphaeaceae. The record is from RefSeq and is a predicted model, not a curated record.